Molecule: messenger RNA, 1751 nt
Organism: Sapajus apella (tufted capuchin)
Lineage: Eukaryota; Metazoa; Chordata; Mammalia; Primates; Cebidae
Gene: P2RY4
Product: pyrimidinergic receptor P2Y4
Exons: 1
Coding region: 177-1268 (363 amino acids)
Biological process (GO): G protein-coupled receptor signaling pathway; transepithelial chloride transport
Cellular component (GO): plasma membrane
Molecular function (GO): G protein-coupled purinergic nucleotide receptor activity; G protein-coupled UTP receptor activity
Source: RefSeq, a predicted model, not a curated record
GCUCGGGUAGGGGCCAGGCUAGCCUGAGUAUACCCAGAUGCACUCCUGUCAGCUCUCUCUAGUGCUUCAACCACUGCUCUUCCUGCUGUCUGCUUUUUUUGCCCCAGCUCAGGGAUGGGGGUGGGCAGAGAAAUCCUGCCACCCUCACUUCUGCUCUUUCCACCUCCAGGGGGGCCAUGGCCAGUACAGAGUCCUCGUUGCUGAGAUCCCUAGGCCUCAGCCCAGGUCUUGGCAGCAGUGAGGUGGAGCUGGAUUGCUGGUUUGAUGAGGAUUUCAAGUUCAUCCUGCUGCCUGUGAGCUAUGCAGUUGUCUUUGCGGUAGGCUUGGGCCUCAACACCCCAACCCUCUGGCUCUUCAUCUUCCGUCUCCGCCCCUGGGAUGCAACGGCUACCUACAUGUUCCACCUGGCAUUGUCAGACACCUUGUAUGUGCUGUCGCUGCCCACUCUCAUCUAUUAUUAUGCAGCCCGCAACCACUGGCCCUUUGGCACCGGGAUCUGCAAGUUUGUCCGCUUUCUUUUCUAUUGGAACCUCUACUGCAGCGUCCUUUUCCUCACCUGCAUCAGCGUGCACCGCUACCUGGGCAUCUGCCAUCCACUGCGGGCACUACGCUGGGGCCGCCCUCGCCUUGCAGGCCUUCUCUGCCUGGCAGUUUGGUUGGUUGUAGCCGGCUGCCUCGUGCCCAACCUGUUCUUCGUCACAACCAGCACCAAAGGGGCCACUGUCCUGUGCCAUGACACCACUCGGCCUGAAGAGUUUGACCACUAUGUACACUUCAGCUCGGCAGUCAUGGGGCUGCUCUUUGGCGUGCCCUGCCUGGUCACUCUUGUCUGCUAUGGGCUCAUGGCCCGGCGCCUGUGUCGGCCAUUGCCAGGUGCUGCCCAGUCGUCUUCUCGUCUCCGCUCUCUCCGCACCAUCGCUGUGGUGCUGACUGUCUUCGCUGUCUGCUUUGUGCCUUUCCACAUCACCCGAACCAUUUACUACCUCGCAAGGCUGUUGGAAGCUGACUGCCGAGUGCUGAACAUUGUCAACGUGGUCUAUAAAGUGACUCGGCCACUGGCCAGCGCCAACAGCUGCCUGGAUCCUGUGCUCUACUUGCUCACGGGGGACAAAUAUCGACGUCAGCUCCGGCAGCUCUGCGGUGGUGGCGAGCCCCAGUCCCGCACGGCCACCUCUUCCCUGGCACUAGUGUCUCUGCCUGAGGAUAGCAGCUGCAGGUGGGCGGACACCCCCCCCCCCAGGACAGUAGCUGCUCUACUCUUAGGGUAGAUAGAUUGUAACACGGGAAGCCAGGAAGUGAGAGAAAAGGGGGUGAGUGCAGGGCAGAGGUGAGGGAACCCAAUAGUGAUACCUGGUAAGGCGCUUCCUCCUUUUUUCCAGGCUCUGGAGAGAAGCCCUCACACUGAGGGUUGAGGAGAGGCGGGGACAUCACAUGUGACCUCAUCUCUCAUAACCCCUUCAGUUGACCACUCUUUUUUAGCUAAUGCCAGUCUUUACUCCUUUCUCUUUGUUUCUGUCCCUUCCUGGGGCCAUUGGUCCUAUAAGCCUUCCUGAAAAUCUUCCCCAGUCCUCUUUCCCCGUCCUAUUUUCCCCACAGCCGCCUAGAGCAUGUAUUUCUCCAGCCAGACCAGAGCAUUCAGCUGAAGAGGUGGAUCGGAUCAGGCAGAGUCAUCUCAGGAUUGGCCUGACUUAUCUGAUGAUGAUAACCAGAAUCAGGAAGCGGAGGCAACUUCCAUAUCACAGAUGCCGAGG